CAGUAACUAAAUGUUACCUGGGAUAACCUUAAGAGAUAAACAAAUAAAUCGCACAUUGAAUCUUUGAAAGAGAUUAUACAACUUCAAAAAUCUUAACACAAGAAAAUGUUUGCCUCCAGGUGUAUAUCCCACAGAUUACUUGCUUCACCUACUCGAAUUUUUCGAUGUAUAAACAGCUCAAGUGAUAUUGAUCUUCAUUUCAAACCAAGAUUUACUGAUGAGGAAGAAGCAAAGAUAUUAAGCAUUAUAAAUCAGGAAAACACUGACCAACUUCUAAAGUUUGACAUGACCAGGGGUAGAGUAAAAAACUUAGAAAUGUGGAGAAUAAAGAAUGGUCCUUUUCACUCUUUGUCUGAGAUACUAGAGGUUGAGGGUCUUGGAGAAAAAGUCUUAGAAAGAUUGUGCAAUAGCAUAAUUUUAAACAAAACAAAUGACAACAAUCUAAAAACCGCCCAAGGGAAUAGAAAACAAUUGGUCACUCCACCAUUUGAUACAACAACAUUAACAAGGCUUCAAUCUGCUGUUGGGAUUCAUGCUUGUGCAACUGGAGUUAGCUGGGCCAAACUAAACAAAGACACAAAUGAAGUAGAUGAUUGGAAUUUUCAAGAUUUCAGUUUUCUCCCAAAGAAAAUGUUAUCCACAGAAACUUAUGAUAUUGCUGUUGAGAUUUUGAAGAGGUUGCCUGAUGCUGAUGUCUACGUAAUGGAAGCAACUCCAACAAUUAGUCCACAGAAUCCACAGGCAACUAAAGCAUUACCUGCCUACAAUCAGCACAUGGAGUUGACUUCAAUGUUACUUGCAUUGAUCAACAGCAGUGGGAAACAUGGAUGUAUUGGGAAACUAGAGGGUGGAGGGCUUAAAAACGGCGAAUAUGACAUAUCUCGAAAUAAGGUGUACUUUUUAAGGGCAUAUUUAUCCGCAAGAUUGUUUAAAACCUUAGUGGGUAAUGAACGAGUAUCAUCCGGGGCUAUUAUUAGUAAGUUAUUAGAUGGCCAUGAUGAUUUACCAUGCACAGCCAUCACAACAAAAGGAUUAAUUAAAUCAGAAUUUAUGUCACAGUCAAGUGUGCAUAAAGAUCUGUUAGGACACGCUCUCAUGUUAAUUGUCAGCUUUAUGAAUCUAUGUGUUUAUAAAAACGCUGCUAGUUUGCAUGUUAUUAAUAGUCGUGGCCGAAAAAAUUAGACAAAUUGGGAAAAUAUAGCAAUUUAUGUUUAUAAACAAGUGUUUCACACAUAGAUGGCGCUACGAUGCAGUUUUUCAUGUUGCAAUCAACAAGUUGAGGCCAUUCCUCAUUUGUUUGUAUUUUAAUCAAGUUCCGCAUGUAUAAUAUCAAGGAAGUGUUUAAUAUGAAACGUGAAUCUUGUGCAUAGAUUAUAAUUAACGCGGAAGUAACUCUGCUGUUCAUUGCCAA
Molecule: messenger RNA, 1411 nt
Organism: Dalotia coriaria
Lineage: Eukaryota; Metazoa; Arthropoda; Insecta; Coleoptera; Staphylinidae
Product: transcription elongation factor, mitochondrial
Exons: 3
Coding region: 106-1182 (358 amino acids)
Biological process (GO): mitochondrial transcription; transcription elongation by mitochondrial RNA polymerase
Cellular component (GO): mitochondrial nucleoid
Molecular function (GO): DNA polymerase processivity factor activity
Source: RefSeq, a predicted model, not a curated record